AUGGCGCUGCCGCCCACGCUGGUGUUCGACUACCCGACGAUCAACGCGAUGUCGCAGCACAUCGCCGAGCAGCUCGGCUGGAGGCCUGGUGUGUCGGACACGACAUCGAUCGUCCGAGGGGGGUCUCUGUUUGUGUCAGCUGGUCAAGGCGGGCUCCUCGCACGUGCUCCUGAACCUGUGCUCGUCUGCUCCGCCACGAACGCGUCCUUCGAUGGCCGAGCAAUCGUCUGUGCCGCAGCCAAGGAGCAAACCGCCCACGUCCCGAUGGCACGGUUCGACCCUGACUCCGCAUCGGCCAUGGCAGCUGCGGACGGCGCCCGGCUCGCAGGACCGAUCCGGUUCGGGGCCUGGAUGGACGGGGUUGAGCUCUUCGACACCAGCUUGUACAGGAUCCCUCGCGUAGAGGCGGAAAUGAUGGACCCGCACCACCGGCUCCUGCUAAGUCGUGCAACAGUGGUGGUUGCCGACUCUCGGCCGCCCGUCCAGAUCGUGGGCGGCGCGGGCGUGUACGUCGGCAUCUCGACGGAGCCAGGUUACAGCGCCAUCUCACGCGAGGCUUUGAAGCUCGGCGGAGAAACGGCAUCGCCGUUUGCUGCAACGUCCUCCCCGAUCGGAGCUGCUUGCGGGCGGAUCGGCUUCCUGCUCGGCAUGGGCGGGCCGACGAUGAGCGUGGACACAGCGUGCUCGGCUGGCCUGGUCGCGGCGUCAACGGCGGCAUCCGCCAUCAUGUCCGGAAGCAUCGGCGCGGCAGUUGCGUGUUCCGUCAAGCUGAAUUUGACGAUAGAGCCGUAUUUCGCGUUGGCGGCCAUGAGCGUGCUGAGUGCGGACGGCCGCUGCAAGGUCUUCGACGCAUCGGCGGACGGGUACGGGCGGGCGGAGGACUGCGAGGCCAUGUGGCUGCAGAGCGCGCACUCGACUCAUCAGGACGUGGCGCCACUCGCUCUCCUCGUGUCGUGCGCGGUCAACCAGAACGCUAGCGGGACGUCGCUCACCGCACCGCAUGGGCCAUCGCAGCAGGCGCUCGUCAAGUCCGCGCUGGUGUCGGCGCGGGCGACUGCCGCGAGCGUCGCAGGCGUGUUCCUGGCAGCCAACGGAACCCCCCUGGGGGACCCGAUCGAGACCAACGCGCUGGCGGAGGUCUUUGCGCCAACGGGCGGAGACGAACGCGUCAGUCUGAUGUCGUCCAAGGGAUUCUUCGGACAUGGCGAGCAGUCAUCUGGGACCAGGAGCAUGCUCGAGGCACUCCACAUGCUGCAAGCCAACGCCCUGCCGCCGGUGCUGCACUUGCGAGACCCCAGUCCGGCGAUCAAGAGCAUCCUCGAGACGCCGUGGACGCCCGCGAUCAGCCGGUGCGAGGGCCCGAACGUACAGGCUUCGGCAGACGCGCUGUUCGGAGUGUCUUCGUUCGGGUACGCAGGAACCAAUGCGCACGUGCUGCUGCGCCGCACCGCUGACGUCGAGGCCAGCGCACAUGGCACACUGGGUCCGUCGGCCGUCGAGGCGAUCGCGUGCUUCGCUCCGGAGCGGUGCUGGGUGCUGCCAACGGAACCGCUGUGGUCCAGGUGUAUGUCCGUGCGCUUCGCGGGCGCUCAGUCCAGCUUCACCGAGGCGGCGUUCGAGGUGGGGAUCGACAGCACUCGCCUCGCUUCGGCGCUGGCUGGCGGACCGACGCGCAGCGCACUGCCAGGCAGCGUGCUGCUUGACGUCGCCAGUACCGUUUUGAGCACGAUGACGCCGCGUCCGCAGGGUCUCGGCCUCGGACUGCUCGCAGUCUCGCUGGUCGCGAGCGGCUUCAACAUCUUGGGCCCGCGGAGGGGAGCGCAGGGCUCCGCGGCACGCGUUCUCCACGUGAAGGUGAAUGCAUCCAAUGCGCGUCUGAUCGUCCUUGGCCUGCCGGCCUCCGGGGGCAAGCGCUUCGUGGAGCUGCUGACCUGCCGCAGCGGUGCGGUCCGGGGUGCUGCAGCCGGGCCGGAUCGUCGCCGCACGUCGCAGGUGGUGCCGAUUGCCUCCGUGCAUUUGGUCUCCAAGCUAGUGGUUGCUGCGAUGUCGGUCCCGGACGCAGCCACCAGGGGGAUCGGCGCCUUGGAAGCGGCCACUCAGACACUCGCUCUCGGACCGGACGUGCGACAGGGGGCGGUGAUUCAGGGAGUCGGCGCGCUCGUGGCGUCGCAGUGUCGUAGCAGCGCUGGACCUGUGGCGACUGCUGGCCACGGAUGCGGUGCUGCCCGAUGCUCGGACGCCGCUGUCAGUCUGACGGGCGUCGCGUUCGCGGCGGAGGAAGCGGCGGUUCCGAGCCGUGUGGGCGCCAGCCGCGGCCUCGUCAGGCAGACGUCGAUCCCCAGCCACCGCCUCGCAGCAGAGGGGACGGUGGGCGUCCCGAGCGCAGUGAGCAUUGCUUCUGCGCGGGGCGCGGAGUCGCUCAGGCAGCUGAUUGUCAUGUCGAAGCAGGAGCGCAGCGAGCACCUCGAGGGCCUCAUUCUGAGCACUAUCUCCCGGGUCGUUGGGGCCGACUUGGACCCGGAGGACAAGAUCGCCGACGCGGGUGUCGACUCCCGUGCUGCGUUGCUCAUCCACACCGACCUCCGCACCCGCACCGGCAUCGACGUGCCGCUCAUGGACGUCUUUGAAUGUCAGACGGCGGCGGAGCUGAGCGACGUCCUCAGCCGGUUCGCAGAUCGAGCGGCCGCGGAGAUGGCGGACGAUGGCGCGGGGCCAUCGGGUCAGCCAGGGGAGGGAGGCGAGGUCGAGGUCAGCACGACCGCGACGUACAAGUGGCUGUCAACGCACACGCCGCCAAAGACGCUCUUCCUGGCGACGCCGAUCAUCAUCGAGGGCCCUGCCGCGUACCGCACCUUCUCAUCGUGGGUGUCUUGGGCCGGCGCCGACAUCGUGGUCCUGCCCAAGGAUGAUACGCUCUCCAUCAUGCAGCUCGCGGAGUGGGGCGUGCGCGACAUCCUCUCCGUGCAGCCGAAGGGCCCGUACCUCGUGGGCGGGUACAGCCACGGCGGGAUCAUCGCGAUGGAGAUCGCGAUGCAGCUCGAGUCGGCGGGGCACGAGGUGGGCCUUGUGGUGCUGUUCGACCCCCCGACCAAGGAGAUGAUGAGUCCGUUCAGCCCGCACGAGACGUCCGCGUCGGACAAGGAUGUUCAGGACCUCAUGGAGAUGGUCCUGUGUGCCCUGGGCCCCAUGGCGACGGGCAGCAGUCUCAAACCAUGGGACAACCCCGAGUGGACAGGCCUGUCGUUCCAGGACAAACUCGCAUUCUUCUGCACAAUUUACGACGGCUUCGGAUAUCACUUCACACCGGAUACCCUUCUGGCGGAUCUGCGGAAGCGUGCACUGGACCACAAGCUCGGCCGCGCAGCGAACGACCCGCGGCUGCACACGUUCUCCAGCCGAGUGCUGCACUCGCUGGUGCUGUACUACCGCUGCACGGAGAAGGCCUCACACUUCCUGAUCGACGACGUCUGGACAGGGCCGCACGCGCACGGGCCGGCAUGGAGCCAGCACGCUGCAAACGUGGAGAUCUUCCAGGUUCCAGGGGACCACUACACCGUGCUCCGUCAGCGGGACGAGGACGUGCGCAUCCUGGUCGACGUCCUGCGCGCCAGGCUCCACAAAUACGGUUGGCUGGAUGUUGUGCCCGCCACCGUGCAGCAGGCGGUGCGCGACGAGGAGGAGCUUGCGGUGCGCAUGGACAGCCUCAUCUCGUACCUCCAGGCGACGGGCAAGUUCAGCGGCACGGAGACGCAGGCCAUUCGCCGCUUCGUGAGCGACUUGGAGGGCCUCUCCGUGGCUGCGUGCGGCGCGACGCAGCUGUCGACGAUGACGUCGCUCUCGCCCCCCCGCCUGCUCGAGUACCUGAACGAGGUCGGGCUGGCGUCGACGCAGAACGAGAUCUACGUCAUCCACGGGCUGUCUGGGGACUGCAUGGCCUUCCGGGACGCGAUCUGCAACGGAGGCAUUGCCAGGCACUCGGCGGAGCGCUUCGUCGGGAUCCAGCUUCCGCCGAUCAAGGCCCUGAGGACCGCCGGCCUGCACCGCAGCAUCGCAAAGCUGGCCGCGUUCUACGCAGGGUUGAUCACCGCGGUGCAGCCCGCCGGGCCGUACUACAUCGCGGGCCACGGGCACGGCUGCGCCAUCGCGCACGAGGUCGCGCGGGGCAUGCAGGAGCAGGGCCUCGACGUCCGCAGCGUCAUCUUAUACGAGGACCGCGUGUUUGCGGAAGUCAGCGACGCAUCGGCGAAGAUGUGGCUCCACCUUUGGCCCCUCCUGAGUCAGUAUGCGUCGGUUUCGAUGGACACGUUCCUGCGCGUGACGCGUGCGCAUGAGGCGCGAGGGGACGGAAGCUCCGAGGCGCUGUAUCACGAGUUACUGGAAGCAGUGAUGCAUGGCAGCAGCGUGCAGGGCUCCGACGAUGGCGAGGGUUCGGGGCGUGCAGUUUCAGUUCAUGGCGCUCCUUCGCCCGACCAUGCCGAGCUCGUGCAGCGGGUGGACUUCCCAACCGCAGUAGAGUGGCACCAGCUGGUUCGCGACGCCGCCCGCGCGUUGAGGGAGGCUGCGACGCGCGAGGCGAGCGCCGGGGACUGCAUCGCGCGCGCAGUGAUGACGCUGACGGCCCGCGACCUCGCUGGGGCGGCGGAGACCGCAGCGCCGUCGACCGACACGGUCCUACUCAGGUCGCUGGGGCUGCGGCAGCUCGAGGACGUCGCAAACAUGCUGGCGACCCUGGUGCCCGGCGCGUCAUAUGAUCUCGCCGACAACUGCUUCGCGUGGCGUGUGCGGGCCGCUUCGACCCUGCAUGACGCCAUGAGCGGAUCCGCAGUGAUCAAGGGACCGGUGUCGGGCGCGUCGGUGCUGUUCCAUCGCGACGCGAGGUGCAACGCGCAGCAGUUGGUGUCGAGCAGUGCUGGGGUGUUGGGCAGCGUUGCGCGGGCCCUCCAGCCUCUUCUCGUCGUCCAGCUGCCUGAGCUGGCGGGCGAGGACGACGAAACGUCCGCGCUGGUGCACAACUCCGCCCUCAGGGACGUGCACGACGCUGCCAACCUGUUUGCGGAGGGCGUGCAGGAGGUCCACAGCCCCUGGCGCUGCCGGGCGUGGAUCCUGGAGAAGGCGGACCGGGCGCACGCUCUCGCAGCCCUGGAUCGCGCGCGAGAGGGUUCGCGGAACGUCUGCCGCGACAACAGCAACAGCGUUCGCGUGGCACGGAACCGCUUCUGCCCCGAGGAUCCGACGGGCGCGAAGAAGAACGCCCCGCCGCCGCCUGCGGGCAUCACCGCGCCCCCGACGCUGCGCGUGCCGCUGUGGAUCCUCGCGGACGAGCGCGGCCAGUGCAUCGGAGGCGCGGCAUGCUUCCUGCACAGUCUGCCGUGCCCGGCCUACUUCCUGUCCUGCGCGGACUACGGGGAGUUCCGGCACCUCGACAGCGUCGCCGAGGCGUACGCCAACGUCAUCGUGCGCGAGCAGCCCGGCGGGCCGUAUGUCGUUGUCGGGCUGUCGUUGAUCGGGUCGCAGCUCGCUGGGCGCGUUGUCGACGUGCUCACGGGGCGCGGGGCGCGUGCGGCGGGGGUCUUCGUCGACGGCACGCCCGCGCCGAGCGCGAUGCGGCGCGAGAAGUUCGACGUGUACGCGCUCUUCCACUCCCUUGUCGACCUCCUGCCCAGGGAGCAGCAGUUCGAAAUGCUCGGGGCAGCCAUUGCCGCCGAAGACAAGGACAUCGAGGAGUCCGGAGCGCCGUCUCCGGCGGCCUCGGGCGCUGGACCGAGCCAGCCUCGACAGACAAACUACCCAGAGAUGCGCAGAUUCCUCGACGCGGUCCACGCGGGGGACGCGAGUGGCGCAGGGAGCGAGGCGAACCCGCAGACGUACAAGGUGCCGCUGGCCGUGUUCGCUGAGGUUCUGAGCGGAGCCGAGACGUUGCACGACCAGCUAGUGUGGCUCCACCGCUUCAAGCCCGAGGGCUUGGGCAUGGACACGUUUAACACGCUCCUGCUGAGCAGUUUGAAGCGCGGCGAGGUGCUGGAGAAGAUGUCGAGCCUGAGCGAGAUCUCUCACAGGGCGGACCCUCCGCUGCGCAGUGCAGCCACCGCGCUGCUUGCGCCGUGCGGCUCGCAGGGCCCUGCGCUCACUCGCUCGGCGCGGGCGGUGUGCCAGGCGGAGGUUGUGGUGGACAUGCCUUGGGCGCACGGUGCUGCCGUGUCCGGGGAACAGAACCGGUCCCGCACCAGCGCAGCGAUCAUGUCGUUCGCGGAGAGCUUCGUCGCGGCCGGAACGGAGCUUCGGGGGUCGCCGCAGGAGCAGGAUGGGGCACCCAAGUGGUGGUCGGUUGCAGGCGCGUUGCUCGACUCGGCUUCGGCGACUCAGUCGGGCGGGAGCCAGGUCGCGACGCCCAGAAUCUACGGGGCGGGCGGGCAGUACGGCGGUACGCGCCACGCACAGCGCGGGGCGCACGCAGGGCCAGGGACGCAGGGCCGACCUGGGUUCUUCUCGCGCCUGUUUGGCCGCAUGCAGCGCUGA
Molecule: messenger RNA, 6516 nt
Organism: Pedinophyceae sp. YPF-701
Lineage: Eukaryota; Viridiplantae; Chlorophyta; Pedinophyceae
Source: the annotation of a GenBank genome assembly